Limulus polyphemus (Atlantic horseshoe crab) is the source of this 3990-nucleotide messenger RNA. It is a transcript of the gene Mps1, whose product is annotated as dual specificity protein kinase TTK-like. Gene Ontology annotation, biological process: chromosome segregation; meiotic spindle assembly checkpoint signaling; mitotic spindle assembly checkpoint signaling. The transcript has 15 exons. Bases 144 to 2708 code for a protein of 854 amino acids. Gene Ontology annotation, molecular function: protein serine/threonine/tyrosine kinase activity; protein serine/threonine kinase activity; ATP binding. Gene Ontology annotation, cellular component: nucleus; kinetochore; spindle. NCBI's taxonomy places the organism in Eukaryota, Metazoa, Arthropoda, Merostomata, Xiphosura, Limulidae. The record is from RefSeq and is a predicted model, not a curated record.
UGUAUCGGUAAUUUGUUAAUGUUAGAUAGUAUUAUAGAUAGUUUUUAUUUAAAAAAAAAUGGAUCAGUAAGAAAACAAAAUUAGAUUAAGCUCAACACAAAACAAACACCAAGAGAACUGAACUUUUGAUAAUAUAUUAGAAUAUGCAUUCUGCUCAAAGGACCAAGUUCCAAGAAAAUGUACAGAACUCUUCAGUAGAUAAUAAAGAGAAUAUGUCUGAGAUACCAGAAUGUUUUCUGCAAAGUGCUAGAAUGGUAAAGACAGAUGUUUGCUCCUUGAGUAGAAAACUUGCUAGUCUUCAAGAAGAACCUCUAACAUCCAAAGAAUCAGAAUACUUGUGUUCCAAAAGUACUGAUGUAGGAAAUAUUAAAAUUUGUAAGGAUACGAAUCAAACUACAUAUCCAUGUCAAGAUAAACAAAAUCUCAUUGAUAAAGAUGACCAACAACUGCACAUUUGUAAGUCAGAUAUUUCAACACAUCAGAGUUUAAGUUUUGAAUCAAUACCAAGAACAGAGUUAACUUAUACAGUUACUGGUACACCUGAGUUAAAAGUUAGAUAUAUCUCAAGACUUCCUUCUGCUAAGAGAGUUGCAGUUUCUUCUGAAGAUUCAAAUAAAAAUUAUCAACCGAGUGCUUCCUCAUCACAAUCUCAAAACCAUAUAAUUACACCAGCAGGAAUGAAAAGAAAAGGGAUUUUCACACCGUUGUCUUCUCAUAUCAAUGGAAAAACUUCUUCCAAGUAUGACUUCUCAGUACAUUUGCAAAAAGCUACACCCCGUUCUUCAGUAAUUAAGAUGAGAGAUCACAGUGAUAGUGAUAUAAAAGAAAGUCAUAAAAAUACUAAUGUACAGCAUCAAGCAGAAGAUAGGAGUAAACCACAUUUGAAGAGACAGGUACACAGUUUAGAAUCAUUGAAACAAUCUCAAGUUUCAUACUUUUCCAAUCCUGACAGUUAUACUGGUGACUUACUACCCAUUUCUGGAAAGUUGUCUGGUAGAGCAGAAAUAACUCAGCAUGCUUCACUUAGCUCAAUGAAGCAAGAAAGUGAGUCCACAAACAGCCAGUCUCUCUCUCAGUUUCUUCGUCAGCUUCUCACUCCACAAUGUAAUAGGACAGUAUCAGCAAAGGACAAAGACUAUGUACCUACUGUUGUUCGUACAAUUAAUAGUGCUAGAAGUAGAGGAGAACCACCACCUCCAAUCUUCAAAAUUAGACAUAGUGUCAAAGAAGGUGGUGAUGAAAAUGGUGUGCUGAAAGGGGUAGACUCGCUUGAAAAUACAAGCCAUACAGAGGAAGCCACAGGAUCACGUGUUCUUUCAUCCCAGUUGCUGGAUUCACUGUCAUCAUCAACAAUAGCUAGGGAUAUUUCAAGUAGGAAUUUAAAUGCGACUGACAGUGAAGUGAGACCUCAAGACAGUGGCCAGAAUAAUGAAUUAAAUGUGUCUCGGCAGAGAGCAGCGGCCUCACAGUCAAGAGAUGUGCCAUCUAAAGUUCAGGAAAAUUUACCUUCAAUGCCAAAUUAUAGUGAAAUUUCUGAACCCCCCUCUGAUCAUCUCCACCAUCGAGCAGUUCCUGGCACACAAGAGACCACAUCCGCAAAUGAGGCCCUUGGAAAAAAUACUUCCAGGUAUCAACCUAAAAAUCUUGACCUGUCAAAACAAUAUCAAGCUCCAACAUUAGAUUCCAGUUUCUCUCAUGAGCAAAAGAAUGUGGGAAAAAGUGGCGCUUUAGUGGUGAAUGGACGUAGAUAUCAAAUUUUAAAUGUUCUAGGAAAAGGAGGAUCUAGUAAGGUUUACCAAGUGAUGGAUCAAGAACAGAAGUGUACACUGGCAGUCAAAGUUGUUAGUUUUGAGAAAGCUGACAUUUCGACAAUGGAAGGGUAUAAAAAUGAAGUCAGAGUAUUACGCAGUCUUCAAGGAAGCAGCCGAGUUAUCAAACUUUAUGACUUUGAAUACCAGCCUGAUCAAAACAGACUUCUGAUGGUCCUUGAGAAAGGUGACUCUGAUUUGAAUGCAGUGAUUCGAUCUAUCAGAAGCUCAGAACCCCUGGACCCAAUCACAGUUAAAUUCUACUGGGUAGAAAUGCUUAAAGCAGUGGCUGAGAUUCAUAAGGCUGAUAUCAUCCAUUCUGAUCUCAAGCCAGCCAAUUUCCUCUUGGUUGGAGGAAGGUUGAAGCUGAUUGACUUUGGAAUUUCUAAUGCCAUUCAGACUGACAUGACUAGUGUUUUCAGAGAUACACAGGUUGGAACAAUAAACUUUAUGCCACCAGAAGCUCUUCUAGAUGUGUGUGAAGCUCCUCCUCCAACAGAUGGAACCAAGAGAAAGCCCAAGAUCAAAGUUAGUCCAAGAUCAGAUGUAUGGUCUCUUGGAUGUAUAUUAUAUAAUUUGGUCUAUGGUCGAACACCUUUUCAACAUAUCCAAAACAUUAUUGGCAAGGUCCAAGCUAUUACCAAUCCCAAUUAUCAGAUAAACUUUCCAUCAAUUGAUGAUGUAGAUCUACUGGAUGUUAUGAAAUCAUGUCUUGUGAGAGAUCCAAAGCAGAGACCUACAAUUGAAGAACUGUUGAAGCAUUCAUAUGUUAUGAAGCAAACACCAAAACCUAAAGAACUAGCCGGUUAUAAUGAUGUUAUCCGUGAAUUACAACAUCUGACCCCUACAAGAAUUGAUGCUGUAUUAAAGGAGAUACAGAGGCUUAAAACUACUAAGUAACCUGACAGAAACUGGCAGAAAAGUAACUGUACUAAUGUAAGGUGAUGUAAUGUACUGCAUUAGGGUAACAAACUGAGCAGAUUCUUUAUUUCUUUUUAUGAUCAAGAAAUAUUGUUUUUUUUUAUUUGCCUCGUAUAAAACUGGCUGGAUGAAUUUCUAUGAUUAAACAACUUUUUUUUUCUUCAAUCAUUAGCAAAAAACAAAGGAUUGGCAUGAUUUGACAUUUUGAUGAAAAUAGAAUGUUUACUUGAACUUCUUGAAACCUCUUGCAAUAAGACUAUUUGAACUUUUUUUGUUGUACAUACAAUACAUACUCAAUUAAAAGUUUGUACAGUGUUACUGUAUCUUGAAUAUAUUUCAUUUGGUCAGAAAUUAUCAUAGUAUAUUAUUUAGGUACCUUUACCAGUUAAAAACUGUAAAAAAAGAACAAUGCCCUUUAUAUAUGUAUUUUUUUUUUGUCGUAUAGUAUGUACCACAAGUAUCAUAUAUGAAACUAUUACCACUUUAUAACAUCAAAGUAUUUGGUGAUUAUCAUUUUUAAAUGUCAUUUUAAUGAUUUUUUAGAAGUUACUAAUACACACGAUACAAAUAAGUGUUAACUACAUAAUUGGAGUUACAAGUUCCACUAAAGGCCAGCUAGACUGUUUUUUAAUGAAGUUGUAUCGUUGUUGUAUAGUUUCAAAGUUCAGAAAAUCUCUUCUUGUGAUGUCAGUGUACACUCUAUAGCAUAACAGCUUUUAAUGAAAAUUGAAACAAGUUAAAGGUGUUCACUCUUUAGCAUAACAGCUUUUAAUGAAAAUUGAAACUAGUUAAAGGUGUUCACACCAUGAAAGGUCAGAAGCUACAUCUUUUUAUUUUCUGAAAGUUCUAUACCUGUUACCUAACAAAGUUCCACAUCAUAGGGUUGAGUUAUGUUCAAUUUAUAAACACGAUGUAAAUACAUUUUUAAUAUUUUCUUUUGUGUAGUGAUAAGAUAUUUUCUAACUUUUUUAUCAACCAAAAUGAAAAAUAUAUUUAGUACUAAGUGUUUUAUCCUGACACAUUGUGAAUGCUGAAAGAACAGUAUAUAUUUAUUUUAAAGUAAAAUAAAAUGGCAAACGUUCUUUGAUUUUAUCUAUGUUAGCAUUCAUAAAUGUGUAUAUAGGAUUUAUUUUUCUACUUCAGUAAUGAGAAUUUUUUCCCAAACGGUAGACUUUGAUAGCAACUGAUGAGACCUGUAAUGGUUGGAGACGGCUUGAAUGGGUAAUGAAGAAAAACUUUAAUAUAAGUUUAAUAUAACAGC